Maudiozyma barnettii is the source of this 1878-nucleotide messenger RNA. It is a transcript of the gene NDC1, whose product is annotated as Ndc1p. Gene Ontology annotation, molecular function: spindle pole body-nuclear membrane anchor activity. Gene Ontology annotation, biological process: nuclear pore organization; spindle pole body localization. The transcript has a single exon. Lineage: Eukaryota; Fungi; Ascomycota; Saccharomycetes; Saccharomycetales; Saccharomycetaceae. Bases 1 to 1878 code for a protein of 625 amino acids. The record is from RefSeq and is a predicted model, not a curated record. Gene Ontology annotation, cellular component: spindle pole body; nuclear pore transmembrane ring.
AUGUCUACUGCAGUUCGCAAUGGGCAUAUCAGGUAUAGUUACAAUACCAUCUUUAGCGACAUAUGCAAGACACGUUUUAACAAUAUGAUUGUGAGAUUUUUUCUCAGUAUAACGUUUCUAGUAACCUUAUUUCUCACAUUGGUCUCACGAUACAAUGUUUCAUUGAUACAAGGAAUUUUGCUAUUUUUUCCUAAAUAUUUGGCGUUAUAUUUUGUUGCCAUCUGUUUAAUCAUCAGCAGAAAAAAUUUCCUACACGUCAAUGCAUUGGGUUAUUCUAGUUUUGUGACUCAACUCGUCGGUGAGAUUUGUUCUUUCAAAGCCAUUGUCUAUUAUGUGACAUAUUCAGUGGGUAGUAUAAUGAUAGGCAAUACAAUCAGCGACAAUAGAAUCCUAUACUCUCUGUCCUUCUAUAAUGUGGAGAACUAUAGAUUAUACACAUCUUUCUUAAUCCCUGUUGCAUAUACAGUGCAACAUAUCUUCUUUGAUGCGGACAAACUAACCUUCAGUAUUGACUCACAAUAUCAAGCACCACAACAAUAUAUUAUUAAGAGAUUAGAAAAAAUAUUUAUUAAGAGCUCAAUUUUGUCUGUAACUUUAUUAUUAAUUUCGCCAUUUAUAUAUAAGAUGAUAGGAUGGUCCAUGCUCUUACCAAUCAGCUCACAAGUUCAAUUACUAAUUCUAUCAUUCGCAACUUUCCUUCAAUUUGAAAUUAUAAAUGUUACUUUCAAUGCUCAUAUGUCUAUUGGAUGUUUACAUAAAGGGAAACCAAUCUCAUCGUUAUCGCCUUCACCAAUAGAAACUUUGGUGAGUGGAUUGAGUAGUAAGAAGCCAUUCACAAAGUUAACUGCAUUCCAAGAAUUAUCAUACAGAGCGACUUCUAAUGAUACUUCAUUGAGAGUACCAAUAUACUCAAGCCAAUUGAAGAAUACAAAUCUAUGGUCGAAUAUUUUAAGUGAAUGCAUUACAGUGAUACAAACCAAUAACAUUGCAGUAAAUAAUUAUUUGACCUUCUUAGAGAAUACAAUGUCUACUAAUAAGAAGGUACAAAAAGAUGCAUUAAGACAAAAUUCUCUUACUGACCAAACUGAUAUCUUUGGGAAUCAACCGUAUGUAGUCAACAAGGAAUUGAACGCCGAAUAUCCAUCAAAUAGUUCCUACAAUAACAAUUUCAGUGGUAUAAAUGCCCAUAGAAUAUCAUUACAGGAUGAUAAUAUAUUAUUAAACAGAAGAAGACAUGAUACAUACUGUGAUCAAUCUAAUCUUUAUAAUAUGAGAUCAAACAAUAUGGGCGGUCUUGAUGCACAUCGUUCAUACAAUGAAACUAUCAUUACGCGAGACCCCAAGAUAAUUAUCUUAAUCAGAACCAUUAUAAAUAAAAUCAAGAAUUCUGUUACAUCAUUUUUCUUCCCAGGUAGUUCCAGUAACAAAGAUUCCCAAUUACCUCAAUUAACAUUAUUUGAUCUUUGGUAUCUAAAUAAAGAUAGGCAAGCCGAUAAAUUGGUUCCAUUAGCUGUGUGUCAUAUGGAGAGCAUAAUCUCUCUAAUGGGAUUCUUGAUAAAGGCCAUUGAUGAGUCACCAAAAGGUAGUGUUGUUGCUUCAGUAGGUGAAGUAUUGAAACAUUUAGAGAAAUCGGUGGCCAUAUUAGGCAAAUUCACUGAAUGGAAACCCAAUGGUAACACUAGAGUACUAGGAUCUAGAACCGAUGACGAAGAUGAAUCUAUCAAAUCUAAUGAUGUGAUAUCCUUAUUGUAUGAACUAUCUAUAAAUGCAUUCUUAGAGAUUGUACUAAAGUACAACGUGUUAUUAAAUGACGUUUACCUAGAUGAAGACGUCAUCAAGCUAAGCAAAUGGGUAUUGGACAUGUGUGCCGAGGAGUAA